Messenger RNA from Lottia gigantea (owl limpet), 747 nucleotides. RefSeq lists its product as hypothetical. The record is from RefSeq and is a predicted model, not a curated record. Gene Ontology annotation, cellular component: membrane. Gene Ontology annotation, molecular function: G protein-coupled receptor activity. Gene Ontology annotation, biological process: G protein-coupled receptor signaling pathway. Bases 1 to 747 code for a protein of 248 amino acids. NCBI's taxonomy places the organism in Eukaryota, Metazoa, Mollusca, Gastropoda, Lottiidae. The transcript is spliced from 4 exons.
AUGUCAAAAACAAAACAGCCACAAAUAUCACUACAUAAAGAUGAACCAAUAGCAUGGGCUUGUACCAUUGAUAAAAUCGAAAAUGUAUCUGAAGGAUUAGUUUCUCAUCAGACCAUGCAUUCAACCAAACAACCUAUUUCAAAUACAGAGAAAAAUUUUGAAGCAUCUUCAAUGGUAAAUAAUACAAACACCCUUACAGAAAAACAGUGUAAUCAACUUAAGGAAUUACUUACAGAAUAUCAGGAUAUAUUUAUGGAACCUGGUAAACGAUUGGGAUAUUCUGAGAAAAGAUUUCAUACGAUUGACACGGGUGACAGUCGUCCCAUUUCAGUUCCUUGGAGUAUAAAGAUUAUGGGAAUAUGUAAUAUGACUAAUUUUACCAGCGAUGUUCACACUUCAUGUAAUGUAUCCAGACUCAUUGACGAUACUUGGGGAACCUCUGCUUUGAGUCAUUGGGAAGAUUUUGUUGUUGGUACAUAUAUAGCAUUUAUUGUUUGUACGUCUAUAUUGAUGAACUCUCUGAUUUUAUUUGUUUUGUAUCAACAUCGAUCCAGACUUAUGUUCACUGAUUAUUUCAUCGUUUCCUUGGCUAUCACAGAUUUGGGAAGCCCUUUAUUUGCCUAUCCGAUGGCUUGUACGUCUUCCUAUUCUCACAAAUGGCUGUACAAAGACAUAGUUUGCUUUACAUUGAAUAUAAAUAUUGAAGCCCUGUCACACGGGCAUGCGGUGAACUAUCGAUGUGUUUAG